Messenger RNA from Stegostoma tigrinum, 3414 nucleotides. It is a transcript of the gene pstpip2, whose product is annotated as proline-serine-threonine phosphatase interacting protein 2. Gene Ontology annotation, molecular function: actin filament binding. Gene Ontology annotation, biological process: actin filament polymerization. Bases 319 to 1320 code for a protein of 333 amino acids. Gene Ontology annotation, cellular component: plasma membrane; cytoplasm; actin filament. The record is from RefSeq and is a predicted model, not a curated record. NCBI's taxonomy places the organism in Eukaryota, Metazoa, Chordata, Chondrichthyes, Orectolobiformes, Stegostomatidae. The transcript is spliced from 15 exons.
AUUUCAGUGAACAGUAAGCAUCCCAACUCAAAUAGAAAUAAUACCACGUGGAUCAAUGUAUUGCAGCCUCCCUGCACAUCCCCGGCAGACACCAGGACCCAGAGGAAUCCAAUUCUGUCUGUGUGCCUUUUUGGGUGAAGGAAUUAAAAACAGUCGAAGGGUGGCGAAUUAGACAAAUGUCUUUCAGAGCAAGCAAAUCAUCGACAAGACAGUAGCACUCGUGAACCUGCUGACAAGACGGAACAGGAGUUUUCAGCAGCAAGUUGCUGCUGGAUUUCUGGGGAUAGUGUUAACGCAGGUUUGGCAUUUAAUUUCAACAUGAGAGAGCCACGGUUUCGGGACAACUUCUGGAGUACAGACAUAACCAGCAGCAUUGGUUACGAUAAUCUGAUCCAGCACAUGAACGAUGGGAGAAAAACAUGCAAAGAGUUGGAAGAUUUUAUAAAACAAAGGGCGUCCAUUGAGGAGAAAUAUGGAAAGGAAUUGAUGUCAUUGUCAAAGAAAGUGUGUGGACAAAAUGAACUGAAUACAUUGAAGAGAGCUUUUGACGUCUUCAAACAACAGAUGGAGAAUGUGGGACUUUUGCACAUCCAGCUGGCUGGCAGUUUACGGGAAGAGAUUAAAAAAUUGGAGGAAUUCCGGGAAAAGCAAAAGGAUCAAAGGAAAAAGCUCGAACAUUGCAUGGAAAAUUUGCACAAGCAGAAAACUGUGUUUUUCAAGAAAACCAUAGAGUCCAAGAAGACUUACGAGCAAAAAUGUAAAGAAAAGGAUGAGGCUGAACAGAUACUAAAUCGAAGUUCUGGGAUCAGCAAUUCCAAGCAGCAAGAUAAAUUGCAGUCAAAGGCAAACCAGAGUAAACAAAUUGCAGAAGAUGCUGAUCGAACAUACCAGCAGAAUGUCUCCACCCUCGAGAAGAUCCAGGAGGAAUGGCAAAAUGAACACAUCAGGACCUGUGAGUUCCUUGAGAAGCAGGACUGUGAGCGAAUACACACCAUGCGUAAUGCUAUGUGGGUCCAUGCCAAUCAACUCUCCCAGGGGUGUGUGACCAGUGACGAGAUGUAUGAAGAAAUACGAAAGGUGCUGGAACAGUGCAACAUACAACGAGACUUAGAAUUCUUCAUAGACCUGAAAAGGACUGGUGAUACUCCACCAGCCCCCGUCCCAUAUGAGAAUUACUACACUGGCCAGAGGGGGCUGCCUCCGAGCCGGGUUCCAGUCACCUUGAGGCGUUUGCCCGUACCAAGUCCUGACAAUUCAGCAUCUGAGCCACAAUAUGCUACGGUUGGAGAAAAUAAUUACAGUUAUAUUCGGCACCAUUAGUCAUAUUGAAGCUCAUAUCUUGGCAGCAAAGACGCCAUUGGAAGCUCUGCAGCUUUGGGAUCGUGGAUAUUUUAUUCACUGUGGGAAUGCAAGAACAUUUGAAAACACUGGUUUAUGUGUCAAUCUCAUGGAUUUUAACUGUUGCUGCCAAAAUUAAUAUAUUUACACUUAUACAUUUCUCAGUUACAAUGUCAAAUUCUGAGGAGAUGCUAAUCAGUACUAGGAUGGAGUUCAGACUUGAAUUUUAAUUUCAGCCUUUCACCAUGACACAGCAUAAGGCUAAUUGUACAAAGACCUGUUCACCUGAUGGUUAAGGUGGUUAAGUUUGAAUAGCUGAAGCAUGUAAACACAUGCUAACCACAUCUCCAAUUUGUGAUGCUGGUGGGUCUCCAGUGGAUUAGGGGUAAUGGUGUCAAAAUUGGUUUUCCUCCUUUGUGGUUUUAAGAGGAACUGCAGCCACAGCAGCCCAUCAGCCUGUUGAAUAGUCUUGCCAACCCUUGCCACCAGAUUUGUUGAUUCAGACCACCAGUUAGUGCCCAUGGAACCACACCCAACUGUUGAGGAAAGAGGCAGGCUAAAAGAAGAAUAAAAAAUAAAAACCUACUGUUCUGUACAUUUGAACUUUGCAAAAUAUCAAGAACUGCAAAUGCUGAAGUCAGAUUCAAUACAGUGUGGAGCUGGAGGAACACAGCAGGUCAGGCAGCAUCAGAGGAGCAGGAGAGUCAGUGUUUUGGGUCAGGACCCUUUAUCAGGACAUCAAAACAUCAACUCUCCCGCUCUUCUGAUGCUGCCUGACCUGCUGAGUUCCUCCAGCUCCACACUAUUGAUUAUGAACUCUGGAACUUACUAUAGUUAAAUUCUUCCUUUUUAAGACAAAAAAAACAAUAUUACAUAGAUCCAGUCUAUCCGUGUCCAAGCAACAGUAAUAACGGUUCAAGUAGUUCCAUUAAUAGUCAGCUAUGGUUAUUUAGAGGCAUCUGUCAAUUUACAAAACAGUAACUAAAAUGUCCAUACUGCAGAUAAUUCUCUAUGGAGCCCAGUGAGUUCAAUUCCAUUGUUGCAACUGUGUGAUAUAAGCUGUAGGUUCUGCUUGGAUUAUUUGUAGUCAGUUCCACUGGAGUCAAUUAAUUCCAUUUUGCAAGUUGUUGGAGUGGGUGAAUAUGUUAUGGUGUUUCGUGUUCUUCCUUUCGCUCACUAUCCCCAGAUAGCACUCUGAUUGAGAACUUCACUUUCAUCUCUCUGCCAGUGGCACUUUACAGCUGUCUGCUAUGAGAGUGAUCACAGAGUGACCCUUCCUUAUUUUUAAGGAAGCUAAUAGGAUUAAUGAAGCAUUUGGGGUUUCAGAGGAAUGAUCUGCUGCUCAUUUCACAAUCCUUCAGUCUAGUUGAAGAGAUGCUUGCCUUGUUCAAUCUGAUCCUACAUGCCAUUUUAUUUCCAUCUUCCAUUCCAGUAACUCCAAUUGCAAAAUAUUGUCUGCUAUCAAAGGUUGAAGGCGGAUAUUAUGAAUGAUGGAAACUAUUCAAUGGCUUGACAUUACAUUUUGACCCUGAUACAUUUAUAUGCUGGGUGAAUUUGCAGCAGUAUGAAAUUGCAUGCAGUAUAGCGUCAUCUCCCGUACAGAUUAAUUGUUGUUUUAAAUUUCACAUUUUUAUUUUUAUGUCAUAAAAAUUUGAUAAAGAGUGGCUGCUGUUAUUUGUUUUGAUGCCUGGAACUAUCACUAUUUAUUUUCUGCAGCAAAAUAACUUUUACAAUAAUUCAAAAAUCUGUCAAUGGCUGCCUGUGUAACAUUAUGCUGCAUUGGACCCUUUCUCCAUUGUAGGGUGAGAUAUCUUUACUGCAUUGCAGGUAAGUCAGUUUAAAAUAAAAUGAGGUGAAUUCUAAACUCAGUGGUAAAAAUACUGAUCACUUGGUUAUAUGGAAUCACAAAAUGGUGGCCAAGCAGAAGGAGGCAUUUUGGCUUGUCAUUCUGUGCCAAGCAAUUCAGUUAGAGUCACCCUCUGUCUUCUCCCCAUGGUUCUACGCAUUCAUCCUUUUUAAACAACAAUCCAGUUCUCUCUAGAAUGAGAUAGCACAGUAUGGAGCUGGAAGAACACA